Molecule: messenger RNA, 477 nt
Organism: Bipolaris sorokiniana ND90Pr
Lineage: Eukaryota; Fungi; Ascomycota; Dothideomycetes; Pleosporales; Pleosporaceae
Exons: 2
Coding region: 1-477 (158 amino acids)
Source: RefSeq, a predicted model, not a curated record
AUGACCAUGGAGCGGAUAAGGGCGUUGAGCGAAAGAGGCAAGUUUAUGGUCGGAGACAAAGGAAGUGAGGAGGAGGGGAGCGAAGAAGGGCCCCACUCUCAACAGUUCGAGUUUGCUGAUGGUGUUGGAGUUAGUGAAUUUGGGCCGUGCGGGGCCGCCGCCGCCGUGGGUGGAUGCGCGCCGUGCAUUGACAAUCGGUGUAUUGUGUGCACGAUGCAGUAUAUAUCUGACGAUGCAGCGGUUUCGAAAAAGUUUAUGUUGGGGCGGGUUUGGCGAGGCGUGUGGAGAGGGAUGGAGAACGGCUUGUGGUCAUGGAUCAAGGGUUUUGGGAGAUGGUUUCAGAGUGGGUCGAUAACCGUGUCGGAGACGACCGACAACCACCCACCACCAUCUCGAUUUGAAGAUGUUGCUGAGAUGUUCGGCGCAUGUUGGGACUUUUGUGUGGCUAUAGCCGCCAGCCUUGCCUCUAAGGAUUGA